This is a messenger RNA of Erythranthe guttata (spotted monkey flower), 1131 nucleotides long. NCBI's taxonomy places the organism in Eukaryota, Viridiplantae, Streptophyta, Magnoliopsida, Lamiales, Phrymaceae. The record is from RefSeq and is a predicted model, not a curated record.
AUGGCUACACCGGUCACGGUUACGACAAAUGCUUCUGACCCUUCCUUGUCUUCUCUUCCCCAAGUUAUCUCGCUCAACACAGCCACACUCAUACCCCAAAAACUGAACGGACAAAAUUAUUCCUUGUGGAGCUCUCAAAUGACAAAUCUCCUCCUUGGCUACGAUCUCAUGGGUUAUAUAGAUGGCUCUUUUCCGUGUCCACAAGAGACUGCCCCAGAAUUCAAAGUUUGGGGGCGCCAAGAUCGCUUACUACUUCUUGCUAUUCAAACCUCUGUUCAAGGACCAGCAGGACCUCUAAUCACUCGAUGUGCAACUGCUCAAGAAGCCUGGAAGACACUAGCAACGACUUAUGCGAACAAGUCGAACACUCGAAUUGUAAGUCUCAUUGAAGCUCUCACUAAACUCAAUCAAGAAGGGAAAAGUAUGUCUGAAUACUUACAAUCUGUCAAAACAAUUAUUGAUGAUCUCAAUGCCAUCGGACACAAAAUGAGUGAUGGAGAAGUCGUUGUUCACACACUCAACGGACUUCCCAAUUCCUUCAAAGAAAUCAAGGCUGCGUUAAGGGCUCGAGAGACGGCUAUUUCUUUCGACGAAUUGACGGAAAAACUGGUCGACUAUGAGACAACUCUCAAACACUCAAAUGCCACUAAAGAAGAGCUCUCAAUUACUGCUCAAUUUUCUCAAAAACAGCCGUUGAGAAGGGGCAAAUUUAACCAAUUUUCUUCUAGGCAAUCCUCCUAUGCAGGUAACAACAAUGGUUAUCGUGGUACUCCCGGCAACUCAGUUUCUCAAAAUGGAACUCGUAAUUUCAAUAAUCACACUAUUCAGCCGUGGCGCAACUCUGGCAUUCAAAUGCAAUCUCGACCUGUUUGUCAAUUAUGUGACAAAGUAGGCCAUGUCGCAAAAUAUUGCCGGUCACGACCUCCACCAUCCAAUUGGCCACAAGCAAAUCUUGCAGCCCGCAAUUCCACGAGCAACAAUUCUGGUUGGCUAGUCGACUCUGGAGCCUCUCAUCAUAUUACCUCCGAUUUACAAAAUCUUGCUAUUCACUCCGAUUAUGGUGGUAAUGAAGAUAUAAUUGUCGGUGAUGGAUCUAGCUACGAGGGCAUCCUUGGUGCGAGGCCGGAGUAA